This is a messenger RNA of Pyrenophora tritici-repentis Pt-1C-BFP, 837 nucleotides long. NCBI's taxonomy places the organism in Eukaryota, Fungi, Ascomycota, Dothideomycetes, Pleosporales, Pleosporaceae. The record is from RefSeq and is a predicted model, not a curated record.
AUGCCGACACUGCACAACACUGCGGAGAAGUUGUCGGUCCAGGACACUCAUACGAUGGUUGGUAUAGCGUCAAGAAGCCUGGAGAAAGACGUGCUCAUCGAUACCGUCUGGUGCUGUGUACCAUCGAGUUCCCUGGCAGCUUUAAAACUCUUUGACUUGUGCCACGCCGAAUCUCCAGGCAACAACGCGGACAUAGUCCUGCUACUCAAAGACCACGAGUCUAUCGCGGGUCCCGAGAGUCACGGCAGGGGAUUCAUUGCCCUCUGUCGAGACUACCCACAACUCAAAGUUGAGCACUCCGACCCGAGCUUUUUUAAUCCGUUUGAUGAAGGUUACCUGAAAGACGACCGUUGUCCCGCUAGCAGCAUCACUAGGGCAGUAGGCGAAUGGAUUAAAGAAGCUGACGUUCUGCCCUCGCUUGGGACGCCGCAUAGCUCCUACACCCUCGUGCUCCAUGGCGGAUCCGUGCCAGAACACACAUCACGCGUGUUCCGCGUUCUUCAACGCGAUGUCGCCUGGCAGACUGCUCUCGAUAUCUGCUAUGCUCGUGGACUCCUACCACAAUCUUCCUGGCUCGAUCGACGGCUUAACACUACCGGCUUCACCUACGAGGGACUCCCAGAAGCGGUUCACGCUCUAUCAAUGAACAGCUCUCUCAUCAGGACCAAAUUUCCCGUCGAUGAACCUCACAACGUUGAACAGCUAUUGAGAGAGCACGAAGGGUGGUCCGCACAGAAUUGGCAGGACGCCUGGGCGUCACACGAGCCCGGUCAUCUCCAGACAGAGCCACCAGUUCCUCCUUGGCAUGUGCUUCGUUGGCAACGUGUCAUAAGAUGA